Hydractinia symbiolongicarpus is the source of this 3663-nucleotide messenger RNA. Its product is annotated as phospholipase D1-like. The transcript is spliced from 26 exons. The record is from RefSeq and is a predicted model, not a curated record. NCBI's taxonomy places the organism in Eukaryota, Metazoa, Cnidaria, Hydrozoa, Anthoathecata, Hydractiniidae. Gene Ontology annotation, biological process: cell motility; phosphatidic acid biosynthetic process; intracellular signal transduction. The coding region runs from base 80 to 3013 and encodes 977 amino acids. Gene Ontology annotation, molecular function: phosphatidylinositol binding; D-type glycerophospholipase activity.
UUUUUUAUAACAUUGAAUAGUUUUCUAUUAGUGUUGUUUUAGUUUAGUAAUGAAACCAUAAACACGAAACAAUUGGAUUAUGGCUGAAGAUGUACAUGAUAACUGGUCAAUUAACGUUGAAAUAAGAAAUGGUACUGGGAAAAAUGUAGAAUCUACGCCUCCUCUGGAUGAAAAAGAGCCAAUUACCAAAAGAAACUCCACAGUAUCAAAUCAUACUAUCUCAUCCUCCUCAUCUGAUAGUGACCAGGAAAUUGAUGAAGAAUUAAAUCGAGAUGCGGAAGAUUACAAGGAUGUCGUUAUUCCAUUUGGAACUAUUUUUGACACACAAGAGCAUAAACAGGAAUAUUUUCUGCCCUGUGUUCCUGUCCGUAUAACAAUUACUGAAAGAAUUCAUCAGCCUGCGUCACAUAGACUCAAUCCAAAUCUCUAUGUUAUCAACAUAACCCAUGGAAUAUAUAAAUGGAAAAUCAAAAGAAGGUACAAUCAUUUCCGGGAACUAUACAGCCAUCUUGAAUUGUAUCGCGCGAAGGCUAUUGUGCAACACCCCACUAUGGCAACGCGUUUAGACAAAGUUCCAAGAUUCCCUGCACGACCAGAUAUUACCAUCUUAACAACCAAGAAGAAAGACAAGCAAAUGAGAAAGUUGCAGAGAUUUUUACAAAAUGUUGUCAACUGCGAUAGAUUUAGAAAUAAUAGACAUACGCUGGAAUUUUUAGAAGUAUCUUUUUUAUCGUUUGUACAUGGACUCGGUGAUAAAGGAAAAGAAGGAGAAGUAGCUAAAAGAGCUGGUGGGCAUACAUUUUCUAAAGGAUUAUUUGGAGCCUUCAAAGUAAACAUUGCUUGGCACGACAGGUGGCUGAUAGCAAAAAGUAGCUUUGUGGCGUACAUUGAUGCUGAAAAGAAUCUCAUUCGCGACGUUUUGUUGUUGGAUAAAGGCUUCACUGUGUCUUGUGAUAAAUCCGUCACUGGGAUUCAUAAUGGUUUACUAAUUUCGAAUAAUUCGAGAAACUUACUUGUCAAGUGUGCAUCUGGAAGACAUGCAAGAGAGUGGAUGCGUGAGAUUGUUAAUGUCAUGAGUGAGACCGGUGUAGAUUUCAUACGAGAGCACCGAUAUAACUCUUUCGCACCUGUAAGAAGAAACAGUUGGAUAAAGUGGUUUGUUGAUGGAGAAGAUUAUUUCUCAAAAGUUGCUGAUGCAAUAACUAGUGCAAAAGAAGAAAUUUUCAUUACAGACUGGUGGUUGAGUCCUGAGUUAAUUCUAAAACGUCCCACAGAACAUGUCGACGAGUAUAGGUUAGAUAUGCUUCUUAAAGAAAGAGCUGAAAAUGGUGUUCGAAUUUACGUUAUUUUAUACAAGGAAAUUGAAAUGACGUUAAGUAUAAACAGUGCUUAUUCCAAGAGAACUUUAAUGCAACUACAUCCUAAUAUAAAGGUACUGCGGCAUCCUGACCAUGUUGCUAGUGGAAACGCCACAGUGUUGUGGGCACAUCACGAGAAGAUAGUUUGUGUCGAUCAAACCGUUUGUUUUUUUGGAGGUCUUGAUUUGUGUUAUGGAAGAUGGGAUGAUAAUACGCACAGACUGACAGAUUUCGGAUCAGCUACUCCAAAUUUUUUCGGAAAAACGGAAUCUGCUGUGGUGGGUUUAUCAGCCUUAAUGUUGAAUCCUGACGCUAUCGACAGUGCAUAUCAUCGCGAACAACUUCGCAAACUUCCACAGGGAGUUGCCAAAAUGUUUAUCGGGAAGGACUACACUAAUCCGUAUGUUCAGGACGUUACAGAGGUUGAUAAACCGUUCACUGAUCUUUUCAACAGAAAUCUAAUUCCGAGAAUGCCAUGGCAUGAUAUUGCUUGUGUGGCGUAUGGUAACGCUGCAAGAGAUUUGGCGAGACACUUCAUUCAACGUUGGAACUUUACUAAGCAUCAAAAAGCAAAAGUGGAUAUAACAAUCCCUUUUCUUGUUCCAAAAGUUAAAUUGGACUCUAAAAAGAUACCUGAAGGCUUUGACAAUUUUACAGAAUGUGACAUUCAAAUUCUUCGUUCGGCUUCGACAUGGUCAGUUGGGGAAAAUUCGACAGAAAAUUCGAUUUACGAAGCAUAUCAAGAACACAUUAGAAAUUCGAAAUAUUAUAUAUACAUUGAAAAUCAAUUUUUUAUAACAUCUUUGCCUGACCACUAUGUGUUGAACAAAAUUGGAGAUGCUUUGGUUGAAAGGAUCUUGUUAGCGUAUAACAAUAACGAAACAUUUCGAGUAUAUGUUGUUAUGCCUCUUCUUCCAUGUUUUCCAGGGGAGAUUGGCACCGCAUCCGCUACUGCGACAUGUUUUGUUGAGUUUUGGAACUUACAGAGCAGUCGCAAUAUUAUCAACAAAUUAAAAGAAGGUGGAGUUGAGGAUACAUCUGCAUACAUCAAUUUUUACGGGUUACGAAAUUAUGCGGACUUACGAGGAAAGAUGGUGAGCGAGAUUGUAUAUGUACAUAGUAAACUGAUGAUAGUGGACGAUAACGUUGUUAUUAUGGGUUCAGCUAACAUUAAUGAUCGAAGUAUGCUUGGUAGUCGUGACUCAGAACUGGCUGUAUGCGUUCAAGAUACUAGCACGAUACAUGGCGUGAUGAAUGGGAAACAAGUUAAAGUUGGCCAGUUUGCUGCAAAAUUGAGACGAAAAUUAUUUCAAGAGCAUUUGGGUUUACUUGAUGAACCGUAUGCGAAUGUGAUUGAUCCUAUCAGUGAUGAUUUUUACAAGAAUGCUUGGGUGGCCACAGCUCGUAACAAUACUACGGUAUACGAACAGGUAUUUCGAUGUUUACCUACACAAGAAGUAAAAUCUUUUGUGGAGCUAGAACAGUACAAGAAAAUCAAUGGUCUCAAUAUUAACGAUCCAGUUCAAGCUCGUUCUAUGUUGAAAAACAUACGUGGAUUUCUUGUGGAGAAACCAUUGGACUUUUUAUUACAUCAAAAUUUAUGGCCUGCUGCUGGUACUAAUGAGUCAUUAGUUCCAACCAAAGUAUUUACCUAAUUUUAAUAAUUUAUGUUCUAACCUAAAACAAGACAUUCAUGUGCGUGAAAAUUACAGUAAGAUGAUUUCAUGCAAAUUUGUAGGUAAUUUAGGGUAUAUAUUUGCAGUGAUGUUCGUAUAAGUAAGAUACGUGUUGCUGAAUUGUAGUUCGUUUUACAUAAGAAGGAAUCUUACUCACGGCGAGUUACAACUGUGAUUCUGUAUAGUAGACUGAUAAAAGCCUGAUUUUCAAAGGAAAUAUUUUGUUACGUAUGUUGUAACACUGCUGGGAUGUGUUGUUCGGGUGACCACUACAAGAAACUCCUAAGAAUAGAAUAUACUCCUUGAAGCUUGAGAAAAAAUUGUUUUGGUGCCUGUAGUCUUCUAGAAGAGGUAACAAAACUCAUUCCUAAUUUGAAAGUAGAUGGUCACUCUGUAUUGUUUUAAAAUUUUUUUCUUCGAUGAUUUCAUUUCAUUUAUAGUUUUUAGGAAUAUUUAUAAUUCAAAUACGUAUAUUUUAUGCAUAUAUUUCUUGGGCGAAUAGCAUGCUUGGAUAUUUUAACCAUAUCAGAGCAGUUUUUAACUCGUAAUAUUGGAGGGAUUUUUCGUAAUUUUGAUAUUUAAUCUCUAAAUAUUUUGUAAAUUUUUCUAAAUAAACUAUGAUCCCUUUU